AUGACUGACAUUGACGUGGCCAGUCAUUAUAAUCUCCCAGAGGAGUUCCCCGAGGAAUGGCCCGCAGCGCUGGACGAGCCUGAUCGGUCCGAUGAGGAGCCUGUUCAACAAGCCAAGUCCCGCCCCCGCAAGUCGCGUUACUUUGCGCUAGAGCGGACACCAAGUGACUGGCGGAGUAAUCUUGGGUCUCGCAGAGGCAGAGAAGCUCGGGAGAAUGUGCAAAACGACGAGCCCGACCCAUUGGGUACUGGCGACAGCGUUCUCCGGAUCCUCAAACAGAGAGGACUGCGUCCAGAAGAGGAAGGGGGAAGCGAUCACGCACACCACUCUGACUCAAUUGAUACCCUCAUGGCCGGUUUGAAUAACUUGUCGCAGUCCAUCGACCAAAAGUCAGCAUCGCUGAAAGUUCUCGUCGAAGCGAAUUUUGAGCGCUUCGUUCGCGCCAAGGCAACUAUCGAUAGUGUAUACACGGAGAUGAGAGAUACUGGGGAAAUCCCACGAGCAAAACCUGUCUGCUCGGUCGUCACCAAAAAGACCGCUCUUGUUAAGGAAAGCGAGUAUGGUAUUAAGGGCAUUCGAGGUCCAUUGCUGGAAGCGUCCGUAAAGGCCGAGGAAGUGUGGGGGCCUGCUCUUGGUGGUCGAGACCGAGAACAGAUGCUCAAAUCCGUUGUGGAUACUAUGGAGAAGCAUCGCGAUGUCUACGAGAUUGGAAGCCGCUUGUCCAAAGCCAUUCAGCAACGCGACUACGAAUCCGUUUUUGAAGAAUAUAUCAAGGCGAGAACCUUGGCGAAUCGGGCAAAGAAUCUUGUGGAGCAGGCCUCCAGUAGCCGCCGACAGUUGAACGACCUUGAGACACAUGCAAUCUUGGCCAUGGGGCGAAUGUGGAUGGAUGUUGACCAACAGAUUCAUGCCUUCAAGAACGACCUUUGGAGACGUCUCAGCGACGCACCAACCAUAUCGACCACAAGUACUGCAUCGGGCCCUGUGGAAGAGCAUAUGGAACUCAUUGGAGCCUUGUUAGAAUUGGGCGUCGAUGACAAUCCUAUCUGGACGUGGCUCCACAGCCGCUGCGAAUUCCUGAAAACCAGAAUUACCUCAUUCUGUGAGCGCUGCAAGGUGGAGAUAGAGAUUUUGCGACGCAGGCUUGCCGCAGGAGAGGAACCUAUGCCUCAAAUCACGGCGUCCCAUCUUCGUCUAGCACCUCGCGAGUUCCCUGCAGAAUCUCCUGAAAGACUUGAUACGGAUCAUGUCAUCGAGCUGUGGGAUUGUGUCCAGGCUUUCCUGACCCGCCUUCUUUCGUCCCAGAGUGGAUUGUUAGGCGAGGUGCUGGACUUCUGGGAGGUAGCCCAGUCCUUCAUUGACGGCACCCGACAACGACUUCUACCCGUCGGAUUCGAGGGUGAAAGCCGGAAGCACCACCGCCUCUCCCCUGAGAACAUUCAUCAUUUAGAAAAGGGAGUUGUGGACCUGGUCAAUCUCAUCCGCAAAAAUGUCUUGUCUCUGUUCAACGAUCCUCCCACUGAAGAUGUCUCGCUCCUCUCCUCACCCAUUCCGCCGAGUCCCACAAGCCCAGCCUCGAGGGGUAUCACGCCUACGGAGUCACAAUUCAAGUUAGACCCGAAGAAUCUGCCCUUCCCGGUGCCUAAGAAGGGAGAGCCGUGGGAAGAUUAUGCCUUUUGGCCCCCCUUCUCCAACUCGCUGAGUGGUGCUCACUAUCUCAGCAAGUUCCUUGUUAUUGUUGGCACCGCUGCCAGUGAGAUGGCAGCUUUGCGUCCAGUCAAUAAUUCUGGGCCCACCCGUGACUUCCUCAAAGCGCUUGUGAGUAUUGCUCGUGAGCGAUCUGCUCGAGUAGCGUGUGCGACAUGGAGCAAGGAUGCGGAAAUUUGCAAGAUGUUGGAAGACUGGACGCGUGACACCGAGAAACGAGAUCUGACCAAGAUGCCUGGCUUCUUCGUAGCUUUUGAAAGCGCCAAUCUCAGUGGUCUACAGAAGAUCCUCUACAUUUCUGAGGCCAUGUCCAAUGCAGGGUCCAUGGAUGUCGUAACUCCACCUCCCGCCAAGCUGCUUCAAAUGGUCCGCACUCAGUUCGUGUCGAGUGUUUACAAGGCACUGAGUGGAUUGGUUGAGAACGCCGAGCGCUUGACACCCUCGGGCGAGGAGAACGAAUGGGUAAUUUCUAGGCCUGUCAUGACGAGUCAGGCUCUUGAUGCUGCUUUGUCCGUCCUUGCUGCAGACUCGGUGGAUUCAACCGACAGGAAUGUUCGAAUUCUCCUAACUCUAUCAAACCUCAAAGCUCUUCAGGCUGAAUACGUGCCCCAGUUGAUUGCCAACUUUGAGACGUCAUUCUCUGUCAAACUGACAGAAGAGGCCAAGACGGUCCGGGAUGUUCUGAAGCAAAUUGAGGACCGUCUGUUCCAGUCAUACACCGAGCCGACCAUUGCCACGUUGAAUGAGACUAUCAUGAAUGGCAUCUCGGCAGCUGACUGGGUCCCAUCAACUGAUAGACCAGAUCAAGUGCGUCCCUAUGUCUACAACACGAUGUUGACACUCGUGCUGGUGCAUACUGAGAUCACCACGACCAUCCCGUCCAGCGUAUCGGCUAGUUCUAGUCGCUCUUCACCAAAUGCCCCGUCGUCUUUGCUCUCGACGGUACUCACUCAUCUACUGGUGAAGGUCUCUUCAUCUUUGUUGGCCGCGUUUAAAACUCGAUCCAGCUUCUCACUUGCUGCCCUGAUGCAAGCUACCUUGGACACCGAGUUCAUUGCACAAACAUUGUCACAAUAUUCAACCGACGAAGCAUCCAACACCCAGAGCCAGAUUUACGUGGAACUGGACCGUCGAACCACAAACGAGGCUCGCACCAAACUUCAAGCCGAGCUAGGAGAAAUGAGAGUCGUCUUGAAACGACUGAGAGACCGGACCAAGGGCGAAUUCGCCUGUUUCCGAAAGUCACGAAGCGGCGGCUCCAAGACCUCCAUUGCCACUUAG
Molecule: messenger RNA, 2988 nt
Organism: Penicillium maclennaniae
Lineage: Eukaryota; Fungi; Ascomycota; Eurotiomycetes; Eurotiales; Aspergillaceae
Product: exocyst subunit SEC5
Exons: 4
Coding region: 1-2988 (995 amino acids)
Biological process (GO): exocytosis; Golgi to plasma membrane transport
Cellular component (GO): exocyst
Source: RefSeq, a predicted model, not a curated record